Strongylocentrotus purpuratus (purple sea urchin) is the source of this 832-nucleotide messenger RNA. RefSeq lists its product as uncharacterized. The coding region runs from base 1 to 630 and encodes 209 amino acids. NCBI's taxonomy places the organism in Eukaryota, Metazoa, Echinodermata, Echinoidea, Camarodonta, Strongylocentrotidae. Gene Ontology annotation, molecular function: protein binding. Gene Ontology annotation, biological process: signal transduction. The record is from RefSeq and is a predicted model, not a curated record. The transcript is spliced from 3 exons.
AUGAGUCGCAACUCCAACGAAGAUUUUGACGAUAUUUUAAUGAAGAUAGCUAAGCAAAUCUACGGAAAAGUAGUUGUCGAUGCUUUAGGAAAGGAUCUAGGAUUCAUGCCUGCAGAUACCGCUCGCUACAAUGAUGAAAACGCACAACAAGGGGGCUCAUACAUGGGCACUUUGAAUAUGCUUCGAAAAUGGCGUCAAGGGCAAAAGAAGGCUAAGCAAAGGGAGAUUUUGAAAGCUGCCCUGGAAAAAAACGGCUUCGAAGAAAUGGCAGAAGAAUACUUAUCUGCUGACGAUGUGGGGCAAGACACAAAACACACUACGGCAGCUUUAGCGGGGCAAGGAGCAAGCUCCCGUUAUCAAGAGAGGUCAACCAACAGAGAAGUAACAAAAAAGGAGAUCGUCAAGUUAUCCAAACUUCUACCCGAUGGAAAGUACAGCGAGCUGUGCGGAAUCUUAGGAUUCGAAUACAACUACAUAAAGAAAAUAAAGAAGAACAAUUUCAUGGACUCCACGGCUGCUUUCGAAGAACUAUUGCAUGAAUGGAAAGACAAGGCUGGAUCCAUUGAAGAUCUCGAUGCAGCUUUAAAAGAAGCAGAACUUGGAGGACUUGUAUCUGCAUACAAGAACUAGUCAUGGCAAAGAGGGUGUACGACACUUGCUCCUGCGACAAAUGGUCCGCGUCAAUUUUCUAAACUGACCGAAUUCCGAACUUCGACUCUGGACCAAAAACUAUACCUAACCCCAACCCUAUACCUUUACCUUUGAUUAAAUAAAGCAGUAGACUUUUUUGAUUUUGUAGUCAAAUCUAAUGCGUACAUUCUUGGUUAGUGCC